AGUGGCGUCCCCUCCACAUUGCGUGACCCGUUAGCCAAAUAAUGACCAAAUAAGUUAAUAAAACUGCUCAUCUUUGCUUAAGAAGUGCGUUUUUGGUGUGUGUUCUUUUAUAUUUGGAAAUCAUGCGGAAUCUGAUUCUGGCCGUUUGUGCAACGUGGCUGGUGCUGGUUAUUUGCCAAUCGGAGGCGAAGCCCCAAGGAUGCUCCAGAUGUGCAGAAUCUUACGAGAAGGAUGGAGACAAGUGUUGUGACGAUUGUGAGCCCUGUAGGUCCAGCUUCAAUAUGGAACAACCACCGGAUGGUGAUUGCAAGAAGCCAAAAAACUACCAGUUUGCUGUCCAACAUAUCAAAACCCACUGCAAGGAAGAGCAUCGGGGAUCCUUGGAUGCCGACUUCGAAGGACCUCCAGAGCAGCCAUGCAAAAAAUACUACAACAAUUACUUCAAAAUACAAAAGCCUCAUUCGCCCCCGUGCCCGGAAGAGAUGGAUUAUCAUGACUUUGAAAUUGCUGCCCCGGUCGUCCCAAAACGAUGCAAAUCUUUGAAGCUGACAGCUAAAAUUGACCACCAUCCGAGACAUUGCGCCUGUGAACAUUGCACGUAUGUAAAGUAUCCAAAUACAACAGUUUCUAGGAACAGUAUCAGUGAAAAUUGUAAAUCAAACAUUCGAGUGAAGCGUUCAAUAAAACAGAACGCUCACCAAAGAAAAUUACCCAGAAAUCUUGGUUCAAAACAAAAUCUUCUGAAACGAUCAAUGAUAAAUGAGAACGUUUUCCAGAAAGAAGGGUAUAUUUGUCGUUGUGUUCCGGAGAGUGAAAAAAAUAAAUUGUUCUGCACACCAAAUGAAACUUCGGGACCUGUAGCACAAAAUUUAACUCAAACAAAUUCAAACAAUACCCUUGAUGUAGAUCCUAUGUAUGUGGGAUCGGCGUUGCCACCUUCAUACGAAGAAAUUCAAGAACAACUGCAAAAAGCUACAGUCACGGGUGAAACCGAAACGAUACCCGAAAUGCUUAAAAAUUUCAUUGGCAUAUAUUAUGAUAUUUACAAAGAUAAUCGAGAGCCUAAAAAUUAUUCAUUGUUAAUAAAAUAUGGUACCAAAAAACCAAAAAUAGACGAAUAUGGACUACGUACGUUCGAAAUUGAACCAAUUGAUGGGUUUUAUGAACCAUCUGCGUUGAACAGUUUUGCUAGCUUUUCAAAUAAGCUUAUUGGUCAAUUUAUUGAUAUUUCACGGGGUCAACCUUUCGCCAACAAACGCGUCGCGUCCAGCAAUAGAAAUUCUAUAAUCAAACAUUUUCCAUUCAAACGCAAUCAGAAACGUCAAUGCAGCAUUCGAGAAUCACCCGACGAAGCAUGGUCUGAUGAGUAAGUUUCAGUAAUCUAGUUUAUUUUAUUUAUUUUAGUUAAGCCAACCUGACUUCGGUGCAGAACGAACGACUCGGACAAAGAGACUGACGACCAUCGAGAGACUGAAUCGGUUAUGUUUGACUGGAUGAGAAAUCUACAGAAUUGUUUUGUCAACUUCAACACGACGCAUUAAUGUUUAUUUCUAAGACAAUUUAUAGGACUGCAAUUUCUCCAGAAACCAAUCUACUGUGGUUUUGCCAAAUGAAAUAAAACUAUUUUAAUUGAAUUUGUGUUACAUCGAGUAGCAUCUCAUUUAUUUUUUAUUUGUUGGUAGUUUUUACUCCGGAACAAUAUCAAUAAA
Messenger RNA from Uranotaenia lowii, 1709 nucleotides. RefSeq lists its product as uncharacterized. Bases 123 to 1370 code for a protein of 415 amino acids. Lineage: Eukaryota; Metazoa; Arthropoda; Insecta; Diptera; Culicidae. The record is from RefSeq and is a predicted model, not a curated record. The transcript is spliced from 4 exons.